UCGUCAUUAAAGUUCGAACUUGUUUUUUGGUUUCUUGGUAAAUAUUACAAACAAAAAAAUGAUGGAAAUGGAAUUAAUUGCUGGCAAUGUGGAGCAUUACACACCUCCCGUAGACCAACUAAAGCCAUAUAAACAAUUUAAUUGCUCCCAGCCCGACUGCAAUAGCACAUUUACCAACCAAGCAAAUUAUGAGAUGCAUUUGGAGAAGCACCAUCGCUUGCUUGUCGGACAGAAGUCUUUGAACUUGAGACUAUUUCAUUGUCCGGAACUCAAUUGCAUAUAUCAGUUUGGCAAGGAAAAGGGGAAACACUUCAAGAAUAUGAAAUAUUUGAGGCAGCAUUAUCAAAAGGUACAUUUGUCCAAAAAUUUUGUAUGUGAAGACUGUGGCAAGGCCUUCUCCUUGGAAAGCCAACUGAGAAAGCACAAAAAAGAUGUUUGUGGAAAAAAAUUUGCUUGUCGCGAAUGCGGUUGGCCCUAUGAGUCCCUGGAAGCUUUGUUGACCCAUGGUAAACGAAAAGGGCAUAAUGUAAAGGAAGUUAUAAUGAUUACCAAAAUGGAUAGUGCUAAGGCUACGAAAGAUAUGCGGCAAGUGGAGAAAUCAAACAAGCCUUUCGAGCAGGACAAGUUGGCAGGAGUUAAAGAUAGUGUUAUGAUAAAUAAUGAAUUAAAUUCUACGCCUGCGCUUCACCUAAACCCGCAGAGUAUUUGUUCUAGCCAAAUUUCGGCUGGCGUUCAAACCGACUGUUUUUCUGAAAUGACUGAUGCCGCCACAAGCCAAGAUUUAUCCAACGCUUUGGAUGAAAUUCAUUCUCUGUUAAGAGACAUUGAGACACAAACAGAACCAUUUCUAGCUGCAGCAAACGAAAAUCAAAAUUAUUUAGAUCAAAUGCUGGCUCAAUCAUCGCACAUGUAUACACAGACCUGUGAUGAGUUUCUUUCCGAACUGGGUUUAGCUGACAUACAAACUCAGACUCAUUGGCCCUCGCCACAAAGACAUGUUGAUGAUAAACUACAAUUUACAUCGACUGCCACCUCAACAAAUUGCAUUCACGACGAGUUGUUGGUUUCCACAGAGACCCAAACCAGUUUUACACAAUGCCUGUUGAACUCUUGCAGUGACACAGGCACAAGUACGCCACCGGUUAGUUUCGGUAGCCUAUAUCACACAUCAUCGCAACACACACAGACUUGUGAUCCACUAUUGGAAAGCUUCGAUUUUGGUGGACAGGCAUCAGAUUUAAUUGAUGGUGGAUUUCAAUCGACCUAUACGCAAACAUGAUGGUACGAUUGGGAGUUUGAGGCGAAUCUAGAUAGAGGUGGCAUAUGUGAAGAUCACGAAAAUGCUACGGUUGACGUUGAUUUGCAGAAUGGCGGGAUUACGACGGAAAGAACUAAGAAACCCAAAUCUUCAUACAGACGCUAGAUAACAUAAGGAAGUCAAAUCACGAAAUUUAAGGGCAAUAUUGAAAAGUAUACGUACACAUAUAGAAUAUUAAGAAAAUUAGUAACAAUUUGCAAUUAAUUAUUCCAAAUAUAUCCACCUAUACGUACAUCAAA
Molecule: messenger RNA, 1557 nt
Organism: Stomoxys calcitrans (stable fly)
Lineage: Eukaryota; Metazoa; Arthropoda; Insecta; Diptera; Muscidae
Product: zinc finger protein 148
Exons: 2
Coding region: 59-1279 (406 amino acids)
Biological process (GO): regulation of transcription by RNA polymerase II
Cellular component (GO): nucleus
Molecular function (GO): DNA-binding transcription factor activity, RNA polymerase II-specific; transcription cis-regulatory region binding
Source: RefSeq, a predicted model, not a curated record